GCACUCGAUUCAUUACACUUUACCACCGUCCUAGAAAACAAUUGUAAGAAAAGUGCAAUAUGGCGGCAUCCAUGGACGACCAGAGAUGAAUUGGGAGAUUGCUCACGGUCAGGAUUGCGCGUCACGUUUCUGUGCUGCCCUCGGUGGAAAAUUCGAGCGGCUCGCACACUCGCGAUGGUAGCAACAUCCAGCAGUACCCGAUGGCGGCUUUCCCUCACGUAGCAAUGGACAGUAUAUACGUGUGUACAUACAUACGUAGAUACACGCAUGCAUUAUUGCUCCGAAGCGCCACGCAGAGCAUUUACAUGUGCGUGGUGUUCACGUACGGACGCAUGAAGCGACCGUGUAGCGUAUCGUCCCCGGGAAAUUUCGUGCGUUCCGAUCAGCCGUGGCGGCAAGCAAGCUACGGCUCCAAGUAACGCGUGAGUGUCAGGGCUCACAUUCAUAGCGCACACACAGCAAAAGUUCCAGUUCUACCGCAACUUGAAUGGCGUGAAUGCAUUUGACGGCAUGGUUUGCGACACCGACGAUGCAGAUUGCGAUGGUCUCGAUUAUCAGGAUAUUCAAUAUCACUAUCAAGAUUCCUACGAUUACGACAUGGAGCCAGAAGGAACGUUCUCGGAUUUAUGCCAAUACUGUCUGGGACCGACAAUUUCCGAUACUUUGUAUUAUAUGCUACCUUUAUUUUUGGCAUCUAUCAUAUUUAAAUUGAUUGCUCAAUCGCGAUAUAUGCCAUACAAUGUCUUUCAUAUACUCUCUAUCGUUAUCGGAGUAUUUGUGAUACGAAACUAUGCUCCAGAAUGUCUGUGCAUAUUAGUAGUACUAAUGGGAGUAACUUACAUAUUUUUACACAUACCUGAGAAAUAUCAUAAGGGAUUCGGUGUAUUUUUACCAAGUCUGGUUUUGAUCGUGUAUUGUGAGAUUUCAAUGGAACCAUCCUCAUGGCACAAAGUGCGCAGCAUCGUUAUGAUUGGGGCAAUGAAGGGUAUUAGUGUAGCAAUUGAUAAUACAGAUUCGUUAAGUCUACCUUCAUUUUACGAAUAUUUGGGAUACAUGUUUGGUGCUGCGACUUGCCUAUUCGGACCAUGGAUUUCAUUUAAAAAUUAUAUCGAUCUUUAUCAGAAGAAUUAUUGGAACAUUCCUACAAUAUCGAAAACUAUUGGAUAUUUUUUAGCAUCUCUGACUUUUUUGAUAACCUCAAACUGCAUCACUCAGUGGAUUUUCUCAGACAAUUCUAACAAGUGGCUUUUGGCAUAUCGAGAUGCAUUAUCAUUUCGAACAUCGCAUUAUUUUAUUUCAUAUACUGCAUCAACAAUAAUGCUGCUAGGAGGAUACCCUAUGUCCUUGGUAAAAAUAACUAAACCAAUGGAGAUAGAAUUACCACGAUCUUUGGUUCAAGUAGUGGUUUCAUGGAACAAUCCCAUGCAUUUCUGGUUAAAGACAUACAUAUUCCGUCCCUGCAGGACACGCUUGGGAAGAUUUGGAGCUGUGAUAAUUACUUAUUUAACCAGUUCACUGUUGCAUGGACUGAACUUCCAGCUGGCUGCUGUUCUACUUAGUUUAGGAUUUUAUACGUACAUAGAAUUUCAGUUGCGACACACUUUAGCCUAUACUUUCAAUGCUUGCGUAGCAGCAAAGUCAUGUACAGAUCGGAAGUGUACACACGAUUCAAAAAUACGUAAUUCGUUGUGGGUCGUUGUGACUAAUCUUUCCUUCUCUGCAUUAACUAUUUUUCAUUUAAGUUAUUUGGGCCUCAUGUUUGAUGUUUCUGACCAACAAGAGACUGGCUAUAGUUACUCUCACACUAUGGACAAAUGGUCACAGUUGGGAUUUGCCAGCCAUUGGGUAGCUCUUGCGAUGUAUUGUGCGCAACUUCUAAUCGGAUGACAAACCACGUAACUGCAUAAUAGUUUUUAUUUAUAGUUUUACGAAACAGAAGUGAAUGCAUAUCAUGAAAUACGUAAAAUCAAAUUCUUUCUUCAUAAACAAAAGAGGUCUUUAAAACGAUGCUGGAUGUGUUGAAGUAAUUUAAUAUGUGCAAGUACUGUUGUAAUUUUUUCUUCAUUCAAUCAAUUGCAAUUCCCAAAAACUGAAAUUAUAAUUAGUUAGAAGUAUUAACCCUUUCUGGAUAAAGCAUUUAAUAUGCAGUUUUAAUUUCUUUUAUAUAUGAAACUUUAUCCAAUACGGAUAUACAGAGAUAUUCUAAUUAUUAUAAUUGGUAGGUAGAUAGAAUUGAAAAAAUAGAUAUUAAUUUGAUUACAUUUGCUAUUACUAAAAUGUUUUGUUUUCUAAGCAUUUAAGUGUGAAGAAGUAAUUACAUCAAGACUUAGGUAAUUUGUUUAAUGCAUUGAGAAUCAGUAGCACAAUGUGUAUAUCCUUUGAUUCCUAUCAAAAAGUGAAUGAAGUUCCAUCUGCAUUUGAGACAGAAAUCACAUGCAAAUAGAACAAAAUUCUGGAUUAUAAAGAUUGCCUUGUGAGAAGAAUUUCACUGCUAUUGUACUAUACUACCUUUUUCCACAAUAUGUUCCUUCUAAAAGUAGUAUAAUUACAUGAGAGCGUCUUAAAGCAUCAGUAUAUCGCUUUUGAAAGGUACAACAUGGAAACAGGAAUCAGUUUAGCCAUCUUGUAUCUUGUAUCUUGUAUUAUUAAGACAGAUUAAUUGUGAGUCACAACAAUUAUAGUAUUAAGACAUUUUUAUAAAUACCAGUUAAGGCCUGAAAGUAAUUAUGACAUGUAAUCGAAUGUGAUAUGUUGAUUGAUAUUUCAACUUCAUGUAAAAUAAUUUUUACUAUGUAAGAGAUCCAAAGUAUUCUAGUGUAAGAAAGCCGAAACGCUUUUUUUUAUAGACUUCAUUAUUAUUUUUACAUAUAUAUUAAACUUGUACUUGUAAACAUUAGAAUUCAUUUAACAUGGAAAGUGUAAUUAACUGAAAACAUCUAUUGUAUAUUUUUCAAUAUUGUAUCAUAACUAUCAACUAAAGUUUUACCGUUUCAAUCGUUAUGGUCGUAUAACGUAUGCCUAAACAGUAUAUUAAUACUCGGAUAUACACAUGUGAUCAUGUACCUGAGGAUAUUAAUUUAACCAAGUGAGUAUCCAAACCGCAGCUUCAAGCUCGCCGCAUAUGGUGUUUAUUUUCUUGCUGGCUGCCCUGUUAUGGAACAAAGCAGGUUAUGGUGCCGGGUUAGCUUCGGACAAUCCAUGCUGCUUACUGGAAAUUAAUUUGGAUACUUAUUUGAUUCAUGGGCCACUUCUUCAUUUGUUUUAACGUUAUUUCUUUAAGAGAUCUUUGCACACACAGAGUCGGACAGUUUACAAGAUAAAGGACUAAUAAGGCGAGCCGAUCAGAUGUUCUAAUUGGCUCGUCGUCUCAGCCUGCUCAAAAUCAGACCAAUCUCAAAACUUAAUAAAGCACGAGUAAUUCACUUAGUAAAGCAUGAGUGAUUCACUGCAAUGUAUUUUGCGUGAUUGCAACGAAUCGUAAAACGUGAGGAAAGAAAUUUGCGUGAAAAACCGUACCUCCCUUCCCUUCAGAAUUUGAACUCGUGACACGUACGUAACACCUAACGUCAUACCGACUACGUGAGCUAUGCGUUGGGUAUCCUUCCAUGUAGGUUUUACGUGUUCCCUAGGAAACAUUCAUUAUUUUUUCAUUAAUUUCCGUGGCUUCAAAAAAUUGUACAUAAAGUAUCACACAACUCUCGAGCACCCACGUUGUAGUUUUGCCAUGUAUUUUUCUGUAUGUAAUAACAUUUGCGAAUAAAAUAAAUAAGGUAUGCGAAGGGUAA
This is a messenger RNA of Orussus abietinus, 3785 nucleotides long. RefSeq names its product protein-serine O-palmitoleoyltransferase porcupine (gene por). Gene Ontology annotation, cellular component: membrane; endoplasmic reticulum. The record is from RefSeq and is a predicted model, not a curated record. Gene Ontology annotation, biological process: canonical Wnt signaling pathway; protein palmitoylation; Wnt protein secretion. Gene Ontology annotation, molecular function: palmitoleoyltransferase activity; Wnt-protein binding. The coding region runs from base 511 to 1887 and encodes 458 amino acids. The transcript has 7 exons. Lineage: Eukaryota; Metazoa; Arthropoda; Insecta; Hymenoptera; Orussidae.